This is a messenger RNA of Hibiscus syriacus, 417 nucleotides long. Its product is annotated as iron-sulfur protein NUBPL-like. Bases 76 to 417 code for a protein of 113 amino acids. The record is from RefSeq and is a predicted model, not a curated record. Gene Ontology annotation, molecular function: ATP binding; 4 iron, 4 sulfur cluster binding. Gene Ontology annotation, biological process: iron-sulfur cluster assembly; mitochondrial respiratory chain complex I assembly. Gene Ontology annotation, cellular component: mitochondrion. Lineage: Eukaryota; Viridiplantae; Streptophyta; Magnoliopsida; Malvales; Malvaceae. The transcript is spliced from 3 exons.
AUAAAGAUGCAAAAUUUUUUUGCUGUUAUGAUUGUGUUUGUGAGUCUCGCUAACUGUUAGUUAAGUGAUUUUCCAAUGAAGGGCUUCUGGCGGCCCUUUGCUAGGCUUGGGGGUGUUAGGAACUAUUCAGUGUUAAGAAACGAUCAGCUGAGAAUUAAAGAGGUUAAUGAUGUGAUUGAUGUUGCCUCUGGUAAAGGUGGUGUUGGCAAGUCUACCACUGCUGUUAAUUUGGUGGUUUCAUUAGCUAACUGGUGUGGAUUGAAGGUAGGAGUGCUUGAUGCAGAUGUGUAUGGACCAUCUGUUCCAACCAUGAUGAACAUCCACCAAAAGGCAGAAGUUAAUAAAGGUAAUAUUUCUAUCUUCCAGGAGAUGAUCUUUCUUCAGUCAAUGGAAAAAAUAAAAAAUCUUUCCAAUUGA